Messenger RNA from Molossus molossus (Pallas's mastiff bat), 201 nucleotides. It is a transcript of the gene DEFB134, whose product is annotated as defensin beta 134. Gene Ontology annotation, cellular component: extracellular region. Gene Ontology annotation, biological process: innate immune response. The record is from RefSeq and is a predicted model, not a curated record. Bases 1 to 201 code for a protein of 66 amino acids. Lineage: Eukaryota; Metazoa; Chordata; Mammalia; Chiroptera; Molossidae. The transcript is spliced from 2 exons.
AUGAAGCUUCUCCUCGUUGUGUUUGCCCUACUCAUCUCCAGGGACACAGCACUGGCAGGCUUGAAUAUAAUAUCAUCAGAAAUGUACAAGAAAUGCUAUGGAAAUGGCACCUGCAGACUUGAGUGCUAUGGAAGUGAAAUGCUAGUUGCCUAUUGUAGGCUUCGUUUGGAGUGCUGUGUCAAAGGAAACCCUGAGCCCUGA